Gloeophyllum trabeum ATCC 11539 is the source of this 3227-nucleotide messenger RNA. RefSeq lists its product as uncharacterized. Lineage: Eukaryota; Fungi; Basidiomycota; Agaricomycetes; Gloeophyllales; Gloeophyllaceae. Gene Ontology annotation, biological process: mismatch repair; mitotic recombination. Gene Ontology annotation, molecular function: ATP binding; ATP-dependent DNA damage sensor activity; mismatched DNA binding. The transcript has 18 exons. The coding region runs from base 33 to 3227 and encodes 1064 amino acids. The record is from RefSeq and is a predicted model, not a curated record. Gene Ontology annotation, cellular component: nucleus.
AUAAUAUCGUCCCUCGCAAGUGAACGCAUACGAUGCCCCCAAAGCACGGGUCUGCUCAAGGGUCUGCUUCGAGAGGGCAGUCUACAAUUUCCUCCUUCUUUUCCCCGCGAUCCUCUCCGGCCAAGCAGAAGAGCUCGCUAAAGCGUGGUGUAACCACUGUGAUUGAUCUGACGUCGGACGGAGAGGGAGAGGAUCAACGGACUCCCAAAAGACCUCGGGUCAGUCAGACUAGCCCGGCUUCGCCGUACUUCCAACAAGGAUCAUCCAAGGAUACCACUGCGGAUCCGGAGGAGUGGGCCUUCCGUCAAUCACAAACCCAGCACGCUGACACGGAGCCUCGGUCAGCUGCGGACGAGAAGGCGCGUCUGGCACGACGAGAGGCGUUCAAGAGGAAGCUGCUUGGCGAAAACAAUCUAUUUGUGCAGAGACAACGCGCGCUGGACGGACACAAUUUAGAGGAUGGUGAAGCUGGUGGAGCAGAGGAAGAGCACCCGGGGAGGGAGUCGUCUGGAGACGAGUCCGACAAUAAGUUGAAAGAGCUCCUCAGCCAUUUCGAGAUGGACAGCCAGAAGAAGAAGGGUAAUCGCAGCAAAGGCAAACCAAAAGCUCGGCCGAAACCCAAGGAGUUAGGACCCAUGGGGGAGCCUUGGACGGACUUAGAACGUCAGGUCCAUGAACUGAAAGCUAAGCAUAAGGAUACCAUUCUCAUGAUAGAAGUUGGAUAUAAGUACGUUUUCUUCGGGGAGGAUGCUAAGGUCGCUUCCAAAGAAUUGGGCAUUGUGUGCUAUCCCAAAGGGAACUUCUUCCGAGCCUCGAUACCCGUGGACAGACGGGAAGUCCAUCUGAAGAAAUUGUUGGCGCAGGGACACAAAGUAGGCAUCGUUGACCAGACAGAGACUGCUGCACUCAAGCAAGCUAGCGACACCCGGAAUAAGCUCUUUAGUAGAAAUCUAAGCCAUCUAUACACUGCAGCCACUUACGUCGAUGAUUUAGACUCAGUAGAUGAUUUAGAACGCUCUUCUGCUCCGUCCCUUGUCUCUCUGGUCGAAGAACGGAUGGGAGGGAUGGGUACCGACGAAAGGGUAGGCAUUGGCAUGGUUGUCAUAUGCCCAAGUACUGGUGAUGUGAUAUGGGAUAACUUCGAAGAUUCACAUAUGCGUAUUGACUUGGAGACAAGACUUUCGCAUACACGGCCUAUGGAAAUGCUGCUUCCUGCGGGUAGCCUAAGCGAACCGACAGAGAAGAUGCUGAACCACUUCGUCAGUCCAGAAGGCCGGAAGGUCCGAACCGAGCGUACCAAGGACACCAUGCCGUAUUCCGAGGCGUUUAACCUAGUAACUUCUUUCUAUACCGAGAACUCCAACAUUGUCGGAGCUUCAGAUAGUUUCAAGUCAGGUCAGCUGUUGGCUACUGCGAUGGCAUUCCCGAAGCGUGUCAUCAUUGCUCUCGCCCAUGCUAUCAAGUAUCUUUCAGAUUUCCAGCUAGCAAAAGUCCUUAUUCGAACCGAGUUCUUUGAUGAGUUCUCCAAGCGAACGACUAUGCUGUUACAUGGCAAUACCCUGACCAACCUGGAGAUAUAUAGGAACGAAACAAACUACAGUGUCAGAGGAUCCCUGCUGUCGAUCCUGGAUCGCACGCGGACAAAAUUUGGAUCUAGGAUGCUCCGUCGCUGGAUAGGUCAACCACUAGUUGACUUAGGACUCUUACAGGAGCGGUUUGAAGCCGUUGAGGAAAUCAUCGGGAACCAGUCACCGCGCCUUGUCGCCUUAGGCGAGCUACUGAAAGGUCUACCGGAUCUCGCCAAAGGCCUAAGCAGGAUUCAAUAUGGCUAUUGUACGCCCAAGGAGCUGGCGAUUGUGCUUCGAGCUUUUCAGAAGGCUGCACUCGCCUUCCCGUCCGCAGAUGCUACCGAACCCGCUCAGUUUAGGUCGAAACUCCUGCAGGAUAUUCUUACAGCGCUGCCAAGAUUGCGCGAACCCGUCCAGAGUGUGCUAAGCGAAGUAUCCCUGAAGAUUAUGGAGGCGGGUGACAAGGAAGGGAUGUGGCUUGACGCGGAUAAAUAUCCGGACAUUGCGGAAUAUGCCGCUGCCGCUCAGGCUGCGGAAGCAGAGUUGACGGAGGAACUGGAGUCAAUUCGUAAGGUGUUAAAAAAGCCGUCUCUCUCAUGGACUACGGUAGCCAAUGAAGAGUACCUGGUUGAGAUUCGGAAGGAUGAGAAUCGCAACAUUCCAGCCACUUGGCAGCUCAUAUCAAGCACGAAGUAUUGCAGGAGGUACAGAACACCGGAAGUAAAGACGAAAAUGCUACAUCGCCAGCAAUAUAUAGAAGCUCGUCAAGAAGCGGCCAAAAGGGCGUUCAAGUCCUUUCUACAGGAGAUAGCUCAGAAAUAUUAUGGGAUCUUCCGCGAUGUUGUCGCCAAACUAGCUACUGCUGACUGUCUCUUGAGCCUGGCCUUGGUUGGCCUCACGCAUGGUUAUGUGCGACCCGAGUUCACAGAGGAUGACACCCUAGAGAUCGUUGGAGGAAGGCAUCCUGUGAUAGAGCAGUUACGCGACCAGCCUUUCAUCCCUAAUUCUAUCUGUCUUGGUAACCUCGAGGCACGGAGCAAAAUCAUUACAGGACCGAACAUGGGUGGGAAAAGCUCCUGCGUGAAGAUGAUUGCGGUCAUCACUAUUAUGGCGCAAAUCGGUUCAUUCGUCCCUGCCAGUCGCGCUCGGAUGGGCGUAGUUGACGGAAUUUAUACCAGGAUGGGUGCUUCUGACGAGAUCAUGAAAGGUCGGUCAACCUUCAUGGUCGAGAUGACAGAGACGAGUGAAAUCCUCCACUCGGCUACCCCUAAGAGUCUGGUAAUUGCUGAUGAGCUCGGCCGGGGCACUUCCACUUUCGACGGAAUGGCAAUUGCUCAUGCCGUAUUGCAACAUCUUGUCGAGUCUGUCAAAUGCAAAACCCUUUUCAUCACGCAUUAUCCCUUGGUGGCUACUGAAAUCGAGAAGCAAUUCCCUAACUUUGUGCAGAAUUUGCAUAUGGGUUUCACCGAGGAGAGUAGAAUUGACGGCUCAACCGAUAUCACCUUCCUAUAUCAACUCAGUCCCGGUCUGGCUGAGGCGUCCUUCGGCAUAGAAUGCGCUAGACUGGCCAACCUACCGUCCAAGGUUCUUCACGUUGCGCGACAGUCUGCUGAGAAAUUGCGCAGCCAAGUGGAGGAGCGAACACGAAUCAAUCAGUAA